Cylicocyclus nassatus is the source of this 1137-nucleotide messenger RNA. Lineage: Eukaryota; Metazoa; Nematoda; Chromadorea; Rhabditida; Strongylidae. The record is from the annotation of a GenBank genome assembly.
AUGCUAUCUGGACGCGAUGUGGAACAGUUUAGAUCUUGCGUGUGGCGCAUCGCCGCAAAGCUAAUUAUCUAUCCUCAAGUCAUCGCCGAAAAGAUGUUGAACUUGAACGAAUUUUUGCUCGAAGACAGCGCUAGCGAAGAGGAUGAGCCGGAACGGCUCCGUUUAUAUAGAGAUCGCGCUUGCCCUUUCGAAACGCUAUCGGACGUCGAGUUUCGAAAGGAUUUUCGUUUUACUCGUCCGGUGUUCUACGAACUUUGCGAGAUGCUUAGAGAAGAUCUGGCGCAUACAACGGUUAGGGGAACGUCUCUGACGGUUGCCCAACAAGUAGCUGCGUGUGUUCACCUUUUGGGAAGAAAUGCCAUGCAAGCCGAUUCAGCGCGUCUUGCUGGAUGUAACCAAAGCACGGUUUCGAGGACCCUACGUGUGUUUCUGGAUGCUGUUGUGAAGUUGGCGCCAAGAUACAUCAAUUGGCCUUCAGCUGCAGAACAAGAAGAAAUUGCGCGAAGAAUUUAUCGAAAGUAUGGACUCCCCAACAUUGUUGGGAUGAUUGAUGGCACGCACGUUAGAAUUGUGGCACCCAGAGAGAAUGCGGUGGAUUACAUAAAUAGGAAGAGGUACCACUCAAUAAAUGUGGGAGCCAUAUGCGACGACAAUUUUUUAUUCCGAUGGGUGAGCGCUUCAUGGCCCGGUUCCGCCCACGACAGCAGGGUCUUCAAAUCUUCGGAACUCUACAAAGAUCUAAGGGCAAGGAGAAAAAGGGGAUGCAUCAUAGGUGAUUCAGCUUACACCGCAGAAUCAUUUUUAAUCAAAGUUGUGAGCCAGGCCAACACAGUAAGAGAACAACGGUACAAUCGUGCAAUCUGCUCAGCGCGAGUGAAAAUUGAGCAGGCUUUUGGGAUGCUAAAGCGCCAAUGGCACAUACUACAUUCAGAAUGCAGAUACGAUCCGGACACCGCAGCCAGAAUUACAAUAGCGUGCAUGGUGCUGCGCAAUCUUGCGAAUCAGAGGAAUGAGCCACUUUUCGAGGACGACGACGACCUGGAAGUGGUUGAAAGUGACAUGGGGGAAGAAAAUCAGGAAGUCCACACUACUUCCGGCCGUGCUCUCAUAAGGAGGAUAAUCGAAGAAUUUUUUUAA